AAUCUUGCGGUUAUCAGGAGAUAAGGCGCACCUCGCGCGUCAAUCCAGUUGAUUAAUUUUGAUUUGGUUGAAGGCAAAAUGGAGAGGGUGCAGGUUCUUUUUGAGAAUGGCCAGAACACUUUUUACUGCGGUCAAUAUGUUAACGGUCACGUCAGUCUUCAACUUGACGUUCCGACCAGGUUGAGAGCCAUUACUCUUCGUGUUUCCGGCACUGCUGAAUGCAAAUGGGAGGAAUGGAUACACAAGCGGAGUCCUCAAAAGCAGCUCAGGAGGGCCAGCCUCCAGCAGAACCAACACCCUCCCCACGAGAUGAAGGUGUUCAAGAGCAAUGAACUCUACUUCGAGUAUAAAAUCGCCCUUCUCCCUGCAUCUCCCAAUGACCCUCUUUUAGAGGCCGGCGAGCACAAGUAUCCAUUUCACUUCAACCUACCUCACAAUAUUCCUUCGUCCUUUGAAGGACACUUUGGCUAUGUCCGUUAUAUGGCUUGCUGCAAGGUGGACAAGCCGUGUGCCAGGGACCACGAAUCUAAAACUCUGUUCACCAUCAUCUGCCCCCUCGAUCUGAAUCGAUUUCCCCAUUUAUCUAUCCAAGCGGAUGCAAGUGACGUUAAAAAAUUUUGGGGCCUCUUUCGACGCUCGAAACCCACCACUGUAAUUUUGCGUCUUCCGGAGAGUGGUAUUGUUCCCGGCCAACUAAUUAAUCCUAAUAUCGACAUAGAAAACAAUAGCGACGUUCGCAUUAAUCAAGUGAAGCUAUCACUUGUCAUGAACUCUGUCUUCACUGCAAUGGGUGUGAAAAAAAUGGACAAGAAAGUCAUUCUCGAAAGUCACCUUGGGGCUGUUGAGCCAAAACAGUCAAGGACUUGGUUCAGAGGUAUUUUUAUACAAGUCCCUGCAGUUCCACCUUCAGGAUUGUCUAACUGCACUCUCAUUGAUGUCAGCUAUAAACUCAAACUUGUAGCAGAGCCUGAGCGGCCGCACCUCAAUAUCAAUGUGUCCCUUCCGCUGACGGUGGGCACCAUUCCCUUCCAGUCGCACUUUGGUUCCUUCAACGCAGCUAAUAAUGGUAUAAUACCCCCUGUUGGCUGGAACAACCCUGAGCCCAGCGCCCCAUCUGACUCGAUGCCCGAACCCCCCGAAAGCACUGAUGCAUCGUACUACAGUUCUAUGCCACCGCCAAGUUACGAGGAAUCGGUUGCUUCAGGAGAGUACUUAGAAAUUCAUGCGUCACAAGCUUUUUCUCCAAGAUAUCCGGUUUACUCGUCACUUCCUCUGCCACCCGAAUUCAUCCAAGAUAACAUUCCUGUCACAAUCAAGGAGUGAUUUUCUUCUAUUUUUUAAAACACGUCACAGGGAUUUAACUGAAAAUAUUCCAAUUAGAUCCAAUAUCUAUAUAUCAAUUAUUAAUGUUUAAUUUCUUUUGAAACUGCGCAAAUCAAUAAUAUUUUUAUAAAAUUUGUAACAAUAAUUUUUUAAUGAUUUACACACCCUAUCCAAAUAAUUUUAUAAUAUUUUUAAGAUUAUUUUUAUUCCAA
This is a messenger RNA of Neocloeon triangulifer, 1535 nucleotides long. Its product is annotated as arrestin domain-containing protein 17-like. Gene Ontology annotation, biological process: protein transport. The transcript is spliced from 7 exons. Bases 79 to 1323 code for a protein of 414 amino acids. Lineage: Eukaryota; Metazoa; Arthropoda; Insecta; Ephemeroptera; Baetidae. Gene Ontology annotation, cellular component: cytoplasm. The record is from RefSeq and is a predicted model, not a curated record.